This is a messenger RNA of Tuber aestivum (summer truffle), 1003 nucleotides long. The record is from the annotation of a GenBank genome assembly. Lineage: Eukaryota; Fungi; Ascomycota; Pezizomycetes; Pezizales; Tuberaceae.
AGUCCAAGCCGAAUCCGGACGGAAGUCGUCGUACUCAAAACCUUCCCAGCCUCACAAGAGAGGUGGGUGGCGAGAGAUAAUCAAAUACUCCAGAGUCCUAAUAUCUAUUGAUAUCACGAGAGCCAGGGGGAAGCCAACCUCCGGAUAUCUCGAGCCGAGGUGUAUUCAAAUAAAUGGUGUCCAGUAACAAAGGGCGGUGAAGAUCUGAAGCCAUGGGGAGGCUGGAUAGUUAGUUUACUCAUACUCCUGCUUCACCUCAUGAUUUACGUACCUAUGAUCUUCCUAUUGCCCCCCCCUCAGAAGUAUAUAUAUGGUCGAAGAGGGCAUUCCUCAACGCCAACAUCCACCGCUCUGCACACACACCGAUCUCCGCUCUACUAAAAGACCAAGAUGCAGUUCACAGCUACCCUCAUUGCACUCGCACCGCUCACCAUUGUGAGUGCAAGUCCGCUACUCACGCCUCCUCACCGAAAUUCCACAGUCACGAGCGCCGACACUUGCGGAAAUAAAACAUACAACCCAGCCAUGGUGAAUACCCCCCCUGGGUACUCUAUCAUUGAAGGAUUAACUGACGGCAAUUAGUAUAAAUGCUGGCCCGGCUCGAUCCUCUGCCCUACCACGAACGGAACAGAGACCUUGCCAUGCGCCACUGGGCGCGGUGUCCAAGGCUUUGACUGCUAUCUGCCUUCACAGUACACGUUAGUUCCCCUAUCACUGCCCUAAAGUUAGCUUACAUAACUAACAUUGAGGACUUAUAGCUGUGUGAAUGCAACCCUUAUUUCAUUGCCUUCCGUGGCGGAUACGAAUGGCACAAAUUUGACUUCAAAAUAUUAAAUGUUGGCAGGAUGUAAUAUCUUUUUGGAUUUGUUGGUGGUAAUGCUGAGCUCGUACUGCGCUCCUGUGGCCGGGUUGAAGUUGGGGGCUUAAGGUGGCGAUUUCUAUACUAAGUAGAAUAGUGAGAAACAAUCUUUCAUUAAUAUUAAUAGAUAUUUUGUUAAACCCC